Molecule: messenger RNA, 2061 nt
Organism: Glycine soja
Lineage: Eukaryota; Viridiplantae; Streptophyta; Magnoliopsida; Fabales; Fabaceae
Product: solute carrier family 40 member 1-like
Exons: 9
Coding region: 225-1730 (501 amino acids)
Biological process (GO): iron ion transmembrane transport
Cellular component (GO): membrane
Molecular function (GO): iron ion transmembrane transporter activity
Source: RefSeq, a predicted model, not a curated record
AGCAAAUUAUUGGCCUAUAAAUAGUUAAAUGCCACAGAAAAUUGAAUUCAGGACGUGGAUAAAAAAGAUUAAAUCAGAAAGAACAAAUCAAAAGAGUGACAAGCAUUGAAGGUGGAAUUAGAGUAUUAUUGAUGAGAGAAAUUGCAAAUUUGCAUGUGGCUUGAUUAAGAUAGCAAUUGUGAUUGAAAUUGUCAAAAGGAGUGAGUGAGGGUUAAGAAUCUGAAAUGGAAGAAAACGUGAAAUUGAAGGAGUCUCCGUUCACUGGACAACAAGAAAAGCCAUCUGCACUAAUCACUUAUUUGUACAUUGGCCACUUCUUAGCAAGAUGGGGUGCCAGAAUGUGGGAAUUCUCUGUUGGCUUAUACAUGAUCAAUAUUUGGCCAGAAUCGUUGCUGUACGCAGCAAUAUAUGGUGCAGUUGAAUCUGCCGCUAUUGCUGUGUUUGGUCCCAUAAUUGGAAGAUGGGUUGAUAAGUUGUCUUGUGUGAGGGUUUUGAAAUUGUGGUUGGUGACACAAAAUCUCUCUUUUGUUAUUGCUGGGGGCUCCGUAGUUGCCUUACUUGUCCACUCUUCUUUGAAGUCUACAAAUUUCUCCAUUUUCAUCUUGCUGGUGAUCAUAAUCAAUGUCUGUGGCGGCAUUGGUGUGCUUUCAACUCUUGCUGGUACAAUAUUGAUUGAAAGAGAAUGGUUGUUAGUUAUAUCUGAAGAUCAACCCCCAGAAUUGCUUACAAAAAUGAAUUCGGUUACGAGACGCAUUGAUCUAAGCUGCAAGCUGCUUGUUCCUGUCAUUUCUGGUUUCAUAAUAAGCUUUGUAUCACUGAAAGCAUCUGCUAUAACCUUAGCACUGUGGACUACUGUCUCUGUUUGGGUGGAGUAUUGGCUUUUCACAUCUGUAUAUCAUGGAAUUCCAGCUUUGGUGCAAAGUAGCCAAAGGAGAAUGGAAAGGCUUAUACAAUGUGAUAUGGAAAUGAACAAUCAAACUAUGGAGAAAGAUAGCUUGCUUCCUGUUACUGAUGAUGGCUCAGAAUUGGCAGAUAGAAAAGCCAGAAAAAAAAUUUCUGAGAGGAUUUUAGAGAUUCCCUAUAUUGCUGCAUGGAGAGUUUAUUUACAACAAGAAGUUGUCCUUCCUGGACUGGCUCUGGCUUUGCUAUUUUUUACUGUACUCAGCUUUGGAACUUUAAUGACAGCUACCUUAGAAUGGGAAGGAAUACCUGAAUAUAUUAUUGGAAUAUCAAGAGGAAUAAGUGCUGUGAUUGGAAUAGCUGCAACAGUUGUAUACCCUGUGCUACAGUCUCGUAUAUCGACCAUUAGAACUGGACUUUGGUCUAUAUGGUCUCAGUGGAGUUUCCUCCUUCCAUGUGUGGCUGCAAUAUGGAUCCAAAAUGGCUUUCUAUCAUCAUAUAUUUUGAUGGGAAGUGUAGCCAUAUCGCGGCUUGGAUUGUGGAUGUUUGACUUAUCUGUACUUCAACAAAUGCAGGAUCUUGUUUCUGAAUCCGAUCGUUUGAUUGUUGGAGGUGUUCAAAAUUCGCUUCAGUCUUUGAUGGAUUUAUUGGCCUAUGUUAUGGGAAUCAUAAUAUCUGAUCCACGGGACUUCUGGAAGUUGACUACAAUAUCUUUUCUAGCAGUCACAUUAGCUGCAUUCCUCUACUGUAUCCACACAUACCAUGCACGAAAGCACCUCUUCCACUUUGACCAAGUAUUGUGGGGUAAAUGUUUUGUAAGAGCAUCUUAAGUUGUGAAGUUCAAUAUUUUUAGAUACAAUUUUUGUAUUCACUUUUCAUAUCAUUUGAAGAAAGAGUUUGAUUUCUAUACACUACCGGCGUAAAGGAUUUUUAUACAGUUAACAACCAAAAAUCAUGGAGGGUAGUAUCAGACUUGCACUUAAUGGAAUUAGAUCAUCAUUAUCAUCUUACUUCAUUUGGUUGACAUUUUAAGUUGAUCUCGUGCCAAGUGCAACGUGAGUGAUGCUAUUGAGACUGUUGACAUGACCCAUGUGAUGAGAGGUCAAUUAAUAACAAUCAAAAGAUAAAGAUUAGGACAAUGAUAUUUGAAUACGCCAACAA